GGAAAAUGAUGGUAUCUCUUUCGUACAUGGAAAAUUUGGCAAGAUAUGUUUUAAUUUUCUAUUUGACUUUAAUACAUUUUUAUCUUUUUCAUGAGAGUCCUCAAAGGAAAUAUUCAACUGUUCAUGCGGCAAUUAUUAAAGAAUUCAAAAUUGGGUACAUUGAUGAAAAUCAGCGCAUUGAGUGUCCAUUUCCUUCCUAUGGUAUAAAUUGUAAUUCUCAAUGUUCUUGUGAAAAGAAAAAUUGUCACCAUGUACAUGGGUGUCCCCAAAAUACAGAAGAUUGUCCACUCGGGUUUUUUGGAACAUCAUGUGAUCAACCGUGUCGGUAUCCAAAUUAUGGAAAAGAUUGUCAGGAGAAAUGUAAAUGCAGCAUAGAAUUCUGUAAUAAUGAAUUUGGCUGUCAAGAGGCAUUUGAAACUACACAGACAAGCGAUGCGUUACUUUUGACAUCUUUAUUACAUCAAACCAGUGAUUAUGAUAUUCAACCUAAUACAACUGGUCAUACUUUCCUGACUUCUCCAUUGGUUGGUGGAUUAACGAAAAAAAGUAGCAGUUUUACUCAAGGUUUUAUACACACUUUUAUGGACACUUAA
Molecule: messenger RNA, 593 nt
Organism: Saccostrea cuccullata (small rock oyster)
Lineage: Eukaryota; Metazoa; Mollusca; Bivalvia; Ostreida; Ostreidae
Product: cell death abnormality protein 1-like
Exons: 5
Coding region: 6-593 (195 amino acids)
Source: RefSeq, a predicted model, not a curated record